Molecule: messenger RNA, 1938 nt
Organism: Chaetura pelagica (chimney swift)
Lineage: Eukaryota; Metazoa; Chordata; Aves; Apodiformes; Apodidae
Gene: NEK8
Product: NIMA-related kinase 8
Exons: 14
Biological process (GO): protein phosphorylation
Molecular function (GO): protein kinase activity; ATP binding
Source: RefSeq, a predicted model, not a curated record
GUCCUCAAGCUGCUCAGCCACCCCAACGUCAUCGAGUACUACGAGAACUUCCUGGAGGACAAGGCGCUCAUGAUUGCCAUGGAGUACGCCCCAGGGGGCACGCUGGCAGAGUUCAUCCACAAGCGCUGUAACUCCCUGCUGGAUGAGGACACCAUCCUGCACUUCUUCGUGCAGAUCCUCCUGGCUCUGCACCACGUCCACACCAAGCAGAUCCUGCACCGUGACCUGAAGACUCAGAACAUCCUCCUGGAUAAACAUCGCAUGAUUGUCAAGAUUGGAGACUUUGGUAUCUCCAAAAUCUUGAGCAGCAAGAGUAAAGCCUACACGGUUGUGGGAACUCCGUGCUACAUCUCCCCGGAGCUCUGUGAAGGGAAACCUUACAACCAGAAGAGUGAUAUCUGGGCUCUGGGCUGUGUGCUCUACGAACUCGCCAGCCUCAAGAGGGCCUUUGAAGCUGCGAAUCUUCCUGCCUUAGUCCUGAAGAUUAUGAGUGGGACGUUUGCCCCAAUAUCAGACAGAUACAGCCCUGACCUGCGCCAGCUCAUCCUCAGCAUGCUGAACCUGGAUCCCUCCAAGAGGCCCCAGCUGAAUGAGAUCAUGGCCCAGGCCAUCUGCGUUCGGCCCCUCCUCAACCUCUACACUGACGUGGGCAGUGUCAAAAUGAGAAGGCCUGAAAAGCCCGUGGCUCCAGUGCCGACAGUGACCCAUGGCCGGACCGGGGGACGAGUGAGCAGUGCCAGGCCCAGGGGUGUCCGAGGAGGCUCAGCCAGGACAGGAAUCCCUCCUCCUUUGUCCUCCAUCUACACGUGGGGCAGCGGGAUCACGGCCCCGCUGCGCCUGCCCAUGCUCAACACCGAGGUGGUGCAGGUGUCUGCAGGCAGGACACAGAAGGCUGGGGUCACCAAAUCGGGGAGGCUUAUCAUGUGGGAGGCUCCCCCGAUGGGUGCUGCAGGAGGCCCUUCUCUCCCAGGAGCCACCGAGCAGCUCCAGCCUCAGUUUGUGUCCCGCUUUCUGGAGGGCCAGUCUGGUGUGACCAUCAAACAUGUGUCCUGUGGUGAUCUCUUCACAGCCUGCCUCACAGACAGGGGGAUAAUCAUGACUUUUGGCAGCGGCAGCAACGGCUGUUUGGGGCACGGGAACUUCACAGACAUUAGCCAGCCCAAGAUCGUGGAGGCCCUGCUGGGCUACGAGAUGGUGCAGGUGGCCUGUGGCGCGUCUCACGUCCUGGCGGUUUCCAAUGAACGGGAAGUGUUUGCCUGGGGCAGGGGGGAUAAUGGUCGGCUGGGGCUGGGUACUCUGGAGUGCCACAACUGCCCCCAGCAGGUCCCAGUCCCUCUGGAGCACGAGGCUCACAGGGUCAUCUGCGGCAUCGAUUCCUCCAUGGUUCUCACUGUGAAGAACCAGAUUCUUGCUUGCGGGAGCAACAGGUGUAACAAGCUGGGCCUCGACCGGAUCAGCUCAGCAGAGGAGCCUUCCCCAGAGGACCAGGUGGAAGAGGCCACCGUGUUCACGUGUGCCCAGUCGUCCCCCUUGAACCAAGAGCCAAUCGUGUGCGCCGACAUCGGCACAGCACACUCGGCUGCAGUCACAGCUUCUGGCCAGUGUUACACCUUUGGGAGCAACCAGCAUGGGCAGUUGGGCACCAACUCCUGCCGCAACAGCCGUGUACCCCACCUGGUUGUGGGGCUCCAGGCCAUGAAGGUCAGCGUGGUGGCUUGUGGGGAUGCCUUCACUGUGGCCAUCACAGCAGAUGGUGAGGUGUGCACCUGGGGGAAAGGAGCCAGGGGACGCCUGGGCAGGAAGGACGAGGAAACGGGAACACCGAGGCCAGUGCAGCUGGAGGAGACACAUCCAUACGUGGUGACCUCUGUAGCCUGCUGCCACGGGAACACACUGCUGGCUGUAAAGCCUGCUGUAGAAGAGUCACCUUCCCAGUGA